GUCGGUGGAGAGGAGGGAGGGACCAUAUCCGGGAGAGUGGCAGCUUCCGACCAGUGGUCGCGCUUCCGGAGAGGCACUUCCGGUGGCGGCGGCAGCAGCGGCUGUGGUGGUUCCGGGUGUCUUUGUCCCCCCGGUGUCGCGGCCCUGGCCCGCAGGUUUUUCCCAAGACUCUGAAAGAGGACAGCAUUCCCAAUGUCCCAGUUUAAGCGCCAGCGGAUCAACCCGCUUCCAGGGGGACGGAACUUCUCAGGCACAGCUUCAACAUCUCUUCUGGGUCCUCCUCCUGGUUUGCUCACUCCUCCUGUGGCCACAGACCUGUCCCAGAAUGCCAGGCACCUUCAGGGUGGGGAGAAGCAGCGGGUCUUCACUGGCAUUGUUACCAGCUUACACGAUUACUUUGGGGUGGUGGAUGAAGAGGUCUUUUUUCAGCUGAGUGUGGUGAAGGGCCGGCUGCCCCAGUUGGGUGAGAAGGUGCUGGUGAAGGCUGCGUACAACCCAGGCCAGGCAGUGCCCUGGAAUGCUGUCAAGGUGCAAACGCUCUCCAACCAGCCCCUACUGAAAUCCCCAGCACCUCCCCUUCUACAUGUAGCAGCCCUGGGCCAGAAGCAAGGGAUUCUGGGAGCUCAGCCCCAGUUGAUCUUCCAGCCUCACCGGAUUCCCCCUCUCUUUCCUCAGAAGCCUCUGAGUCUCUUCCAAACGUCCCACACACUUCAUCUGAGCCACCUGAACAGAUUUCCUGCUCGGGGCCCUCACGGACGAUUGGAUCAGGGCCGAAGUGAUGACUAUGACUCCAAGAAACGCAAACAGCGGGCUGGUGGAGAGCCUUGGGGUGCUAAGAAACCAAGGCAUGACCUGCCUCCUUACCGAGUCCAUCUCACUCCCUAUACUGUGGACAGCCCCACCUGUGACUUCUUAGAACUCCAGCGCCGUUACCGCAGCCUCCUGGUUCCCUCAGAUUUUCUGACUGUGCACCUGAGCUGGCUGUCAGCCUUCCCCCUGAGCCAGCCCUUUUCCCUCCAUCAUCCAAGCCGUAUCCAGGUAUCUUCUGAGAAGGAGUCAGCUCCAGACACCGGGGCUGAGCCGAUCCUCGCAGACAGUGACCCUGCAUACAGUUCCAAGGUACUGCUGCUCUCCUCCCCGGGACUGGAGGAAUUGUAUCGCUGUUGCAUGCUCUUUGUGGAUGACAUGGCUGAGCCAAGGGAAACGCCAGAACAUCCUUUGAAGCAGAUUAAGUUUUUACUGGGUCGGAAAGAAGAGGAGGCAGUGCUGGUUGGGGGUGAGUGGUCUCCUUCCCUGGAUGGCCUCGACCCCAAGGGCGACCCACAGGUGCUAGUCCGCACUGCCAUCCGCUGUGCGCAAGCCCAGACUGGCAUCGACUUAAGCGCCUGCACAAAGUGGUGGCGCUUUGCUGAGUUUCAGUACCUACAGCCGGGACCCCCAAGGCGGCUCCAGACUGUGGUGGUGUACCUGCCAGAUGUCGGGACCAUCAUGCCUACUUUGGAAGAAUGGGAGGCUGUGUGUCAGCAGAAAGCUGCAGAGGCAGCACCCCCACCCCAGGAGGUGCCAGUGGAAACAGAGUCUACAGAACAGGUGGCUGAUGCAUCGGAGCAAGCAGCAGACACCUCUAAACAGAAUGCAGAGAAUCCAGAAGUCACUGUACAGCAGGAAAUGGACACCGAUCUCCCAGAGGCCCCUCCACCCCCUCUGGAACCUGCUGUUGUGGCACACGCUGGCUGUGUAAACCUGUCCCUCCAUGGUAUUGUGGAAGACCGGAGGCCAAAAGAAAGGAUCUCUUUUGAGGUGAUGGUGUUGGCCGAGCUGUUUCUGGAGAUGUUGCAGAGGGAUUUUGGCUAUAGGAUUUAUAAGAUGCUGCUGAGCCUUCCUGAAAAGGUUGUGGCCCCACCUGAACCUGAGAAGGAGGAGGCAGCCAAGGAAGAAGAGGUGGUUAAGGAGGAGGCGGCCAAGGAGUCCAAGGAUGAGGUACAGAGUGAGGGCACAGCUGCCGAGGCAGACGCCCCGCCGAAGGAAGAUGGGCUUUUGCCCAAACCCCCAUCUUCUGGGGGAGAGGAAGAGGAGAAGCCCCGGGGUGAGGCGUCUGAGGACCUCUGUGAGAUGGCCCUCGACCCAGAACUGCUGCUUCUGAGGGAUGAUGGAGAGGAGGAGUUCGCAGGAGCCAAGCUAGAGGAUUCUGAGGUCCGGUCGGUUGCCUCGAACCAGUCAGAGAUGGAGUUCUCUUCCCUCCAGGACAUGCCCAAGGAGCUGGAUCCCUCUGCUGUGCUCCCUUUGGACUGUCUUCUUGCUUUUGUCUUCUUUGAUGCCAACUGGUGUGGCUACCUGCACCGGCGAGACUUGGAGAGGAUCCUGCUUACCCUUGGGCUCCGGCUCAGUGCAGAGCAGGCCAAACAGCUGGUCAGCAGGGUGGUGACCCAGAACAUUUGCCAGUACCGGAGCCUUCAGUACAGUCGCCAGGAGGGCACAGAUGGUGGGCUCCCUGAGGAGGUGCUCUUUGGAAACCUGGAUCUGCUACCUCCUUCUGGGAAAAGCACAAAGCCGGGUGUUGCCCCUAUGGAGCACAAAGGCCUGGUGGCCCACAAUGGCAGCCUGAUCCAUGUGGGGAACCUCUUACAGCGUGCAGAGCAGCAGGACAGUGGGCGGCUCUACCUGGAGAACAAGAUUCACACACUGGAACUGAAGCUGGAGGAGAGCCAUAACCGCUUCUCAGCCACUGAAGUAACAAAUAAGACACUGGCAGCAGAAAUGCAGGAGCUGCGAACCCGGCUGGCUGAGGCUGAGGAGACAGCCCGGACAGCUGACCGACAGAAGAAUCAGCUUCAGCGGCUGCUCCAGGACUUCCGAAGGCGCCUGACUCCACUGCAGCUCGAGAUGCAGCGAAUGGUUGAAAAGGUUCACCUCGCCUUCUCCUCUGUCUGCUAGUUUCUUAUGGAAGCCAUCAGUCAGCAGCUUGCAACCUGGAAUCUCCCAGGAGGAAGUGGUUAGUAGUGCUCAGAUCUUGGUCCUUCCUCCUUGAGUCCUAACUCUCGUUACAUCUGUUUCAAACAGGCCGACAGCUGGGUAGAGAAAGAGGAGCCAGCACCUAGCAAUUGAGGGGCCUGGUGCAGGAGCUGCCAUCCUGUGAAGUCAGCGAUGGAGCCUGCUGAAGUUAGAGCCCUUUUGGUUCCAGAAGGAAGCUGGAGCAGGACCUGGGGGCCAUAGGCAGGGGGUGGCUGACCCCUGUGCUCAGCCUCUGUAGAGAAGCUCAGGCCGUCAGGGUGGGGGUCUGUCUGUGCUGUGUGGGACAGAUGAGUGAGGAACCAUGGUUCCACUUACAACUAAAUCCAACAUCUUCUGCACCCCUCAUUUUGCCCUCUACCUUGGGAUCUCUCCUGGGGCCCUUUAGUCUUGUGCUGACUUUCUCCUGUCCUCUUCCAGUUUAGAAUAAGACAGGGGAGGAAAAGGCUUUUCGAGUAUGUCAUAAGGUCUGAUGCCAAUAAACUGAAGAAACAGACACGGAAUCUGGCCGGGGGUAAGAGCCCCUUCCUCUGGAUGGCACACAUCCUGCUAGGCUACAGGAGCAGGCUCUUGGGGAAGGGCUCCCUUGGCCGUCGCAGGAUGAAGGCCAUGCUAGUGAGCUCUCAGUGUUGGGCUGUGGUUGCCAGUGAGCACUGUUCCAGCCACCCAGACUUGCUAGAAGAAACCAGCACCUUUCCCCUGGCUCCCUGUGUUCAGAAUGUGGUAUCGGCUCUGGCCCAGCCUUUUUCCCUGUUCCCCAUAAGUCUCACCUCUUUCCAUAACCCAUGGUUUCAGUUUGACUUUGUAUAUAAAGUUGUUUUUUUUUUUUGGCUUUUUGUUUUUUAAAUAAACCAAAGUCAAAAACAAA
Molecule: messenger RNA, 3877 nt
Organism: Equus caballus (horse)
Lineage: Eukaryota; Metazoa; Chordata; Mammalia; Perissodactyla; Equidae
Gene: CCAR2
Product: cell cycle and apoptosis regulator 2
Biological process (GO): regulation of DNA-templated transcription
Cellular component (GO): nucleus
Source: RefSeq, a predicted model, not a curated record